AUGGACUUCGGGUCCCUGGAGACGGUGGUGGCCAACUCGGCGUUCAUCGCCGCCCGCGGCAGCUUCGACGGGGCCAGUGGGCCGGCGGCGCGGGACCGCAAGUACCUGGCACGGCUGCGGCUGCCGGCCCUGUCCCGCUGCGAGGGGCUGCGCCACAGCCUGGACCUGAGCUUCUCCGCGGUGUGCGCCCGGCAGCCCAUCGGCAAGCGUCUGUUCCAGCAGUUCCUGCAGGCGGGCGGCCACGGCGCGGCCCUGGGGCUGUGGCGGGCCCUGGAGGACUACGGCACUGCCGAGGGUGCCCUGCGGCCACAGAAGGCCCGCGCCAUCCUGCGGGACCACCUGGACCCGAAGGCCGAGCUCUUCUGCGAGGCCCCAGACGCGGGGCUGGCCGAGCUGGCGCGGGAGGUGCGGGAGGCGGGCGGGGACGGGCGCUUCGGGCCGCUGCUGGAGGCCACGCUGGCCCACCUGGCCGGGCGGCCCUUCCAGGCCUUCCUGGACAGCCUGCACUUCCUGCGCUUUCUGCAGUGGAAGUGGCUGGAGGCCCAGCCGCUCGGCCAGGACUGGUUCCUGGACUUCCGGGUGCUGGGCAAGGGCGGCUUCGGCGAGGUGUCCGCCUGCCAGAUGAAGGCCACCGGCAAGCUGUACGCCUGCAAGAAGCUCAACAAGAAGCGGCUCAAGAAGAGGAAGGGCUACCAGGGCGCCAUGGUGGAGAAGAAGAUCCUGUCCAAGGUGCACAGCAGGUUCAUCGUGUCCCUGGCCUACGCCUUCGAGACCAAGACGGACCUCUGCCUGGUCAUGACCCUCAUGAACGGCGGUGACCUCAGGUAUCACAUCUACAACGUGAAUGAAGAGCAGCCUGGGUUCGAGGAGCCACGUGCUGUCUUCUACACGGCCCAGAUCAUCAGUGGCCUGGAGCACCUGCACCAGCACAGCAUCCUGUACAGAGAUCUCAAGCCGGAGAACCUGCUGCUAGAUGACAAUGGUAAUGUCCGCAUCUCUGACCUUGGGCUGGCCGUGGAGUUCCAAGAAGGGCAGACCAAGACCAAGGGCUAUGCGGGGACGCCCGGCUUCAUGGCUCCUGAGUUGCUGCGUGGUGAGGAGUACGGCUUCUCUGUGGACUACUUUGCCCUGGGCGUCACCCUGUAUGAGAUGAUUGCGGCCAGAGGGCCCUUUCGAGCUCGAGGAGAGAAGGUGGAGAACAAGGAGCUGAAGCAGAGGAUCCUCUCGGAGCGGGUGCAGUACCCGGACUCCUUCAGCCCGGCCAGCAGGGACUUCUGCGAGGCGUUGCUGGAGAAGGACCCCGAGCGGAGGCUGGGCUUCCAAGGCGGCAGCUGUGACAAGCUGAGAGCCCAGCCUCUCUUCAAGGACCUGGACUGGAGGCAGCUGGAGGCUGGACUGCUGACGCCCCCCUUCGUGCCUGACUCCAGGACCGUGUACGCCAAGAGCAUCCAGGACGUGGGGGCCUUCUCCACUGUCAAGGGCGUGGUCUUGGACCAGAGUGAUGCCGCCUUCUUCCAGGCGUUUGCCACCGGGAACUGCCCAGUGCCCUGGCAGGAGGAGAUGAUUGAGACAGGAGUGUUUGGGGAGCUGAACGUGUGGCGAGAAGACGGGCAGAUGCCCGACGACAUGAAGGGCAUUGUGGCUGAGGACUCAGCCCCCACCUCCAAGUCAGGAAUGUGCCUGCUUGCCUAG
Molecule: messenger RNA, 1692 nt
Organism: Erinaceus europaeus (western European hedgehog)
Lineage: Eukaryota; Metazoa; Chordata; Mammalia; Eulipotyphla; Erinaceidae
Gene: GRK1
Product: G protein-coupled receptor kinase 1
Exons: 7
Coding region: 1-1692 (563 amino acids)
Biological process (GO): regulation of opsin-mediated signaling pathway; signal transduction; protein phosphorylation
Cellular component (GO): cytoplasm
Molecular function (GO): rhodopsin kinase activity; ATP binding
Source: RefSeq, a predicted model, not a curated record